GCUUAUGCAACGGGGUCGGGGGAAGGAUAGAACUGUUGACUGCACGGAGGUCAACGACCGGGACAGUAUCACUUCCUCACUCGACCGGCUGUCAGACCCCAAUGAUCAACCGCAUCCGGAUGCCACUGGAAAGAAGGCGUCGGACCCAGGUCCAUUGAGGGAUCUUGACGCCAGACAUACAAUGAGCAGUGUUCGCUUUUCACGGGAGACCAUCCGCAUUCUCAAAGCCUGGCUCCGUCAACACGAUGAGCACCCGUAUCCCACUGAGGGAGAUAUGAGCGACCUGAUGCUACAGACCGGGCUGAAAGCGACUCAAAUCCGGACCUGGUUUGCCAACGCCCGGCGCCGGGCCAAGGGCCGCUCUGCUCCGCCACGUAACCCUAGCCCCAGCCCCCCAGGCGCUAUCAACAUCCCCAGCCAGCACAGUGUCUCCCUGAUGACGCCCCUCGAGCGUUGGCGAUACUCGCCUCCCGAAAACGAGCCGGCGGCAACCAUCAACAUUAUCCGCGCUAUAUCAGAGCAUCCUCGGGAUCCUUGUCACAGUCUGCCCCAUCAUGAGAGUCGAAAGAGCCUACCAUCGGAACAUGCAUACGACCAGAACUCGAGUUGUGAUAUGUCGGGUGUCCUUCCGGCGCCAUCAGUGAGCAGCUUCGACACGGAGAGAUCAUCCGCUUCGAAUCGUUCUUCUUCCACAGCUGCAUUUUCCCACGGUUCUUCCUCCGGAGAUCGAAAACACCACCGCCGCCAACGCCGUCGCAAACCCGCCCGUUUGGCCAACUCCUUUGCUCAGCGUAAGGCUAGGAGUUCUCGCAUGUUUCAAUGCACCUUUUGUACCGACACCUUUGCCACCAAGUAUGAUUGGCAGCGGCAUGAGAAAUCCUUGCAUCUUCCGCUCGAAACAUGGAGUUGUUCGCCUCUAGGAGGCGUCUUCCCAUUCAAUGGGGCGAUGGUGUGCGCCUUCUGUCGAACACCUCAUCCGGAUGAGGACCAUCUAGACUCACACAACUACUUCUCAUGCCAGGAGAAGGACCCCCGGGAACGGACUUUUUAUCGGAAAGAUCACCUCAACCAGCAUUUGCGAUAUAUGCAUGGAGUCCGGUUUGAUUCCUCGAUGGACAGCUGGAAGAGUACUCUACGAGAGCACAAGUCGCGAAGUGGCUUCUGCAGCGCCAACUUCUCCACCUGGGACGAGCGGUUCGCUCAUCUCGCGGAGCAUUUCAAGGCGGGCGCAAACAUGUGGCACUGGCAAGGCGACUGGGGAUUCGAGCCAGCCGUACAAAACCGAGUGGCAAACGCCAUGCCACCGUAUUUAAUUGGACAAGAACGCUUGACCAUGAAUCCUUUCACUGCCGCUGCGACCAAUGAUUUGGAACAUAGUACGGAGAUCAACGAGCCCGCCCUUCGAUACCAGGAUGAUGCCAACUCCUGGCGUCGUUUACAACAAGAACUCACAGCCUACAUCCAGCAGCAAUUGACGGUUGGUAAUGUCCCCACCGAUUUAAUGCUGCAGGACCAUGCGCGCGUCGUCAUUUACGGCUGCGAUGAUCCGUGGAAUCAGACUUGUGCCGAUAAUCCCGUCUGGCUGAGCAUUCUCAAGCGAGAUAAUGGCAUUGAGACCAUGCCGGACUCUGAACUCAUCCAGCUGGAUAACCUGGGCAUGCAACCGCCGUUCGCUCUUAACGGUGGUCUGCAACUGCCUCCGCUGGAGACGAACGUCAUGGCGCGAACGAUCUACAGUCGUGAAUUACGGAAACUUCACUCUUCGGGCUGGGAGGCGGAGACUUCGGUGUGUCAGAGCGGGCCGACCGGGACGGAGAACCUUGCGAGUAGUUAUGCCGAGAGCAGUGAAUAUGCGUCCGCGGCGUCGGUGCCCAGUCUCUCCACGGAUUGGGAUACCCAGCUAUCGGCUAUGCACUCGGCAUCGUCAAUCUCCGAGGAUCCCGUGGUCUCCGAUCGGGGUGAAUCACAGUCCUUGCUAGGCAUGAACAGCACUGGCCAAAGCCAUAUAUUCGGAGGAAAAGGUUGGGAUCCGGGACUCAGCCUGGAUGGGACGGGCAUUGAAUAUUAUUAG
Molecule: messenger RNA, 2071 nt
Organism: Aspergillus ibericus CBS 121593
Lineage: Eukaryota; Fungi; Ascomycota; Eurotiomycetes; Eurotiales; Aspergillaceae
Exons: 1
Coding region: 5-2071 (688 amino acids)
Biological process (GO): regulation of DNA-templated transcription
Molecular function (GO): DNA binding
Source: RefSeq, a predicted model, not a curated record